UGCUACAACUACGGUUAUCACGACGACGUCGGCUAUCAUACAAUCAACUGGAGGUGGGGAUAGCAGCAGCAUACCCACCACACAAUAUAACGGAAUAUCUAUUGCUCCCCCAACAUUUACAAAUCCGAAUCAAGGCAACAAUCCUACCAUUGCUCCAAAACCUAUUUCAACUGGGAAUGUAGCUGGAGCGGCUGUUCCUGCGGCUACAACUACGCAAAACCCGCAAAAUAUACUUCCCAAUUUUCCGUCUCCUACGAGUUCAAGCGGUAAUAAUAAUAAUCAACAAAAUCCAUUACAAGCCAAUGCCGGAAAUAAUUCACCUGCAUCAGUUACUAAUAGCUAUCAGCCAAAUUCACAGCAAGUCAAUGCAGGAAAUAAUUCACCAGCAUCAGCUACUAAUAGUCAUCAGCUAAAUUCACAGCAAGUCAAUGCCGGAAAUAAUUCACCUGCAUCAGCUACUAAUAGCUAUCAGCCAAAUUCACAGCAAGUCAAUGCCGGAAAUAAUUCACCUGCAUCAGCUACUAAUAGCUAUCAGCCAAAUUCACAGCAAGUCAAUGCCGGAAAUAAUUCACCUGCAUCAGCUACUAAUAGCUAUCAGCCAAAUUCACAGCAA
Messenger RNA from Ambispora leptoticha, 613 nucleotides. Lineage: Eukaryota; Fungi; Glomeromycota; Glomeromycetes; Archaeosporales; Ambisporaceae. The record is from the annotation of a GenBank genome assembly.